Molecule: messenger RNA, 342 nt
Organism: Oppiella nova
Lineage: Eukaryota; Metazoa; Arthropoda; Arachnida; Sarcoptiformes; Oppiidae
Source: the annotation of a GenBank genome assembly
GCCCUGCAGUACGAGAACGAGUUCGGGGGCAUCCGUUCACAGGGGGAUCAGGAGUACUUCGAUCUCAUGAGGAAUACCAUCGAUAAGAGUGGGUUCAAAGAGUUGUUGACUAACUGUGACGGCGGGGCCACACUCGUCACAGCACUUAAGACCAUUCAAAAAGGCGUUUUAGAGACGGUUAACUUUAACUCGGAUUCAUUAAAGCAAUUGACUGCAUUACGCCAAGCACAACCUAAUAAACCGCUAUACGUAUCAGAGUUUUGGCCAGGCUGGUUUGACUACUGGGGUGGCGGUCACGCCCACUACGACGUCAAGAAGUUUGAGAAGGAGGUAACGGAUGUG